AAAUGUUCAUUCCUAAACACAGUGUCAACUGAACUUGUGUUAGAUGGUAAUGCUUCGCUUGCGGUUAAAGUGUUAAACAUGAUAGUACUAAAGGGAGCGUUGGUUUUCGUUUUUUGCGUCGUCUUUCGGCCGGGUUCAUGUGGCGAAGGACCCGGUGAUGAAUCUGGAGAGUCUAGUGAGUCCCAGGAUGACACAGAAGCCUCCAAGCAGAGAAAUGUUGAAACUUCAGGAGAAAUGGUAGACACCGUAAAGUGGCCAUUUUCAGAGAAUGGUUACCAACCCAACGAAAUCCAGUCACCAAUCAAGUUUAAAACAUCUUUAGCUAAACAAAAAUCAUUACCACAGCUAGUGAUCUACGAGCCACAAAACCGCGACGUUGAAGCAGUGUGUAAAAACACAGGAACGACAGUCCAGGUCUACAUAGAAGAAGAAGGCGUGCAACAUAAGCCUUUCUUGGAGGGCGGGCCCUUAAAUCAUAGGUUCUAUUUUGAACAAAUGCAUUUCCACUGGGGAAAUAGAGACAAUAAAGGCAGUGAACAUGUAGUUGACGAUCAUUACUACUCUGCGGAGAUUCACUUAGUCCACUACAACGGAAAAUAUUCAAACUUCCAAGAAGCUAUGAAAAAGGGAGACGGCCUUGCUGUGUUGACCGUAUUUGCUGAGGAAGAAGAAGGAGAUAAUGCACUCCUGGAUCCACUGAAGGAUGUGAUUAAGCAAAUCAUAAACCCUGAAAUGACCUACAAACUGCACUGGGAAAAAGCCAUGAAGUGGGUCCUCAAAGCCAUUGAGGACAACAAGAAUUACUACACAUACCCUGGAUCCCUGACUACUCCACCGUACUCCCAAAACGUCGCCUUCAUAGUCCUCACCAAACCUGUCGGCAUCUCUUCUGUGCAGAUAGCAGAGUUCCGAUCUCUUCAUGACGCACGUUUCCAUGAAAUUAAAGCCAACCGAAGAUCUACGCAGCCGUUUAACGAUCGCCCAAUAUUCAAAGGUUCAAUGAAGAUCAUCCCUACGGGAAGCUGGAACGGGAUUGCUAUAAAGAAUCUGAAGAAGUGUAUACCUUUCGGUAACUUAGAUGGAUUAUUGCAAUUUAUAACUUCAAAAUUAUUUACGUGGAAGUGAAAUGGUCUUAAGCGU
Molecule: messenger RNA, 1140 nt
Organism: Macrosteles quadrilineatus (aster leafhopper)
Lineage: Eukaryota; Metazoa; Arthropoda; Insecta; Hemiptera; Cicadellidae
Product: carbonic anhydrase 13-like
Exons: 8
Coding region: 79-1125 (348 amino acids)
Cellular component (GO): cytoplasm
Molecular function (GO): carbonate dehydratase activity; zinc ion binding
Source: RefSeq, a predicted model, not a curated record